CCGAUCCACUUCACCUCCGAAGCUCAAUUAAUUCUCACAAGCACCCAGAAAAGAAAACAUCACAUACUUUCGAUAACAGGGUUUUGUCUUUUCUCUACCAGACAGAGAGAGCCGAAAGAGAGCAUCUGAUCAGAGCGUGACAAUGGCGGAAGAACACUUGAAAGUACUCAGCGCCCUUGAUGUGGCCAAGACCCAAUGGUACCAUUUCACUGCAAUAAUCAUCGCCGGAAUGGGCUUUUUCACUGAUGCCUACGAUCUCUUCUGUAUAUCUCUCGUCACGAAAAUGCUCGGCCGGAUUUACUACCAUGUCGAUGGCUCCCCUAAACCCGGCAGCCUGCCGCCCCACGUUUCCGCCGCCGUCAACGGCGUUGCGCUCUGUGGGACACUCGCGGGCCAGCUCUUCUUUGGCUGGCUCGGCGACAAGAUGGGCCGGAAGAAGGUUUACGGUGUAACUCUUAUGCUGAUGUGUUUUUGCUCCAUUGCGUCAGGGCUUUCGUUGGGGAGGGACGCUAAAUCCGUCAUGGCGACUCUCUGCUUCUUCAGAUUCUGGCUUGGCUUCGGCAUUGGAGGUGACUACCCGCUCUCCGCCACCAUCAUGUCGGAGUACGCUAAUAAGAAGACUCGUGGGGCGUUUAUCGCUGCGGUGUUUGCGAUGCAGGGGUUCGGGAUUUUGGCUGGUGGGAUUUUUGCUAUGAUUAUGUCUGCUGCUUUUCAGGCAAUGUUCAAGGCGCCGGCGUAUGAGAUUGAUCCCAUUGCCUCGACUGUGCCGGAGGCUGAUUACCUCUGGAGGAUUAUUUUGAUGGUUGGUGCUGUCCCAGCUUUGCUUACUUUCUACUGGCGGCUGAAGAUGCCGGAAACCGCCCGUUACACAGCCCUGGUGGCCAAGAAUGCGAAACAGGCGGCUGCAGAUAUGUCGAAGGUCCUGCAGGUGGAUAUCGAAGCAGAGCAGCAGAAAGUGGAGCAGAUUGCGCAAAAGCAAAAGGGCUACGGGCUAUUCUCCACAGUAUUCCUUCGUCGCCACGGAUUGCAUUUGCUUGGAACGACGAGCACAUGGUUCUUGCUCGACAUAGCAUAUUACAGCCAGAAUUUGUUCCAAAAAGACAUCUUCAGUGCAAUUGGAUGGAUACCUGAAGCAAAAACCAUGAGUGCAAUUCAAGAAGUGUUCACAAUAGCAAGAGCACAAACUCUGAUCGCCCUCUGCAGCACUGUCCCUGGCUACUGGUUCACUGUGGCCCUCAUCGAUGUCUUGGGAAGAUUUGCCAUUCAACUGAUAGGAUUCUUCUUCAUGACAGUUUUCAUGUUUGCCCUAGCCUUUCCUUACGAUCACUGGACUAAACCAGACAACCGAAUCGGGUUCGUGGUUAUGUACUCACUGACGUUCUUCUUUGCUAAUUUUGGGCCGAAUGCCACCACAUUCGUUGUGCCAGCCGAGAUUUUCCCUGCAAGGCUUCGCUCAACCUGCCAUGGCAUAUCAGCAGCGGCUGGGAAGUUGGGAGCCAUCAUUGGGGCUUUCGGGUUCUUGUACCUGGCACAGAACCAAGACAAGAAGAAGGCCGAUGCCGGUUACCCCGCCGGAAUUGGGGUCAAGAAUUCACUCAUUGUAUUGGGGGUUGUCAAUCUUUUAGGCUUAUUGUUCACUUUCUUGGUUCCUGAAGCAAAGGGAAAGUCUUUGGAGGAUCUGUCAGGAGAAAAUGAGGAAAAUAGAGAUGGAGAUUAGCGUUUUACAUUUUUUUUUUUCUUUUGUAGCGAGGUAGGCUGUUAUAUUACCUGCAAAAUCCACUUGAUCAUGAGAAUUGCAAUGUUAAAUUUUCAGUUUCAAGAA
Sesamum indicum (sesame) is the source of this 1822-nucleotide messenger RNA. Its product is annotated as inorganic phosphate transporter 1-4. Gene Ontology annotation, biological process: transmembrane transport; phosphate ion transport. NCBI's taxonomy places the organism in Eukaryota, Viridiplantae, Streptophyta, Magnoliopsida, Lamiales, Pedaliaceae. The record is from RefSeq and is a predicted model, not a curated record. Gene Ontology annotation, cellular component: membrane. Gene Ontology annotation, molecular function: phosphate transmembrane transporter activity.